Molecule: messenger RNA, 6791 nt
Organism: Electrophorus electricus (electric eel)
Lineage: Eukaryota; Metazoa; Chordata; Actinopteri; Gymnotiformes; Gymnotidae
Gene: arid4b
Product: AT-rich interaction domain 4B
Biological process (GO): regulation of transcription by RNA polymerase II
Cellular component (GO): nucleus
Molecular function (GO): transcription cis-regulatory region binding
Source: RefSeq, a predicted model, not a curated record
UGGAAAUUCCAUGUUUACUUCCUCUCCUCCACCGUCAUUUUCGAACGACAAUCUCACGAUAGAGCAGAAAUGGCUGGCGAGGUAGGCUGUAGUGUUUUGGCAAGCUUUUCAUGUCUAUCGUCGGUAGUUGUCAAAGCACGGCAGUCUAGUCGUAGACUAUUACCACUCUGCAGGUGAGCAGGGUUAUUUGUUAGUCUUUUUAAAAUUAUAUUUCAGUGACUAGUCAGACUAAAACGAGCGAAGACCGAAAACGACAGUUGUUAUUGUCUGAGGUGGUGACAUUGUUGUCGUAUUGGAUGGCGACGUAGCCUGUUUGAAAAUGUAUCUACAAGGCAACUGUUAUAUGUAUUCUUUAAUAAUAACCAAGCAUAAGGACAAGGUGAGGCCUAUUUGGCUGAAGAUUUGAAACAGUGGUCCCUCAAGGAUUGUUGUGGACAGGCAUGAAGACUCUAGAGGAGCCCCCAUACCUGACUGUUGGCACUGAUGUGAGCGCCAAGUACCGUGGAGCUUUCUGUGAAGCCAAGAUCAAGACUGCCAAGAGACUGGUCAAGGCCAAGGUGACUUUCAAACCAGACUCCUCCACUGCAGAGGUGCAUGAUGAGCACAUCAGAGGAACUCUGAAGGUGGGUGCUGUGGUUGAAGUGAGAAAACAAGAUGGAAUCUACCAGGAAGCCACCAUCAACAAGCUUACAGAUGCUAGUCUGUAUACUGUUGUGUUUGAUGAUGGUGAUGAGAAGACCCUGAGGCGAUCUUCACUCUGCCUUAAAGGAGCACGUCACUUCGCUGAGAGCGAGACACUUGACAGGCUUCCUCUGACUAAUCCUGAACACUUUGGAACACCUGUCAUUGGCAAAAAAGGCAACCGUGGGGGGCGACGCUCAAAUCCAAUUCAAGAGGAAGAGUCCUCUUCAUCAUCCAGUGAGGAAGAAGAAGGUGACCAGCAACAGAAUGAGGAGCUCUAUGGCAAGGUGGUUUAUGUGGAAGGCCUUGCAACAGCAGACAAAAAGAAGACAAUGUGGUACCCUGCCCUGGUUAUCUCUCCUGAUUGCCAUGAGGAUGUAACGAUGAAAAAAGACAGCGUGUUUGUCCGCUCUUUCAAGGAUGGGAAGUUUCACACAGUUCUGCGGAAAGACAUUCGUGAACUUCACGGUGAGAUGGCUCCAAAAGCAGAUGCCAGCCUCAAGCCAGCACUGGAUGCAGCAUGGGAUUUCCAACGGAAUGGAACUGUGCCUAGCACAUGGAGGACAGAGGUGAAGGAUGAAAGUUCCAGCAGUGAGGAGGAGGAGGAGGAGGAGGAGGAAGAAGAAGAGGUACAGGAGGAUGAUGGCAGCAGUGAAGAAGAAGAGGAGGUGGAGCCAUUCCCAGAGGAAAGGGAGAACUUUCUCCAACAAUUAUACAAAUUCAUGGAGGACAGAGGCACUCCCAUCAACAAAAGACCAGUACUGGGAUACAGAAAUCUUAACCUCUUUAAGCUCUACAGGCUGGUGCACAAACUUGGAGGGUUUGAUAGUAUUGAGAGUGGAUCUAUUUGGAAACAAGUUUAUCAAGAUCUGGGAAUCCCUGUGCUAAACUCUGCUGCGGGUUACAAUGUCAAAUGCGCCUACAGGAAGUAUCUGUAUGGCUUUGAGGACUACUGUACUUCAACUGGGAUCACAUUUCGCAUGGACCUACCAUUUAAAGCAGCUGAGAAACAAACUUCUCAGACAGAGAGCAGCACUGAUGGAGGAGCAGGCGCCAGCAACACAGUUGCUGUCUCAGCCUCAGCCAGUGUAGGUGAUGAGCUGAAAUCUGAGCAAGAAGCAGAGAUCUCCAGCACCCCAUGUCUAGUGAAGGAGGAGAAGUCAGAAAUAGCAGGGCUUUGCAGGACCAAAGUGGAUACAACCAACCUAAACGAGGAAGACAAAGGCUAUAGUGAUGAAGAAGAGAAUGGUACAGAUGAAGAGCUUUGCAAAGAUGCUGGUCAAACAGUGGAAGGCUCAUGCAUGGAGAAUAUGAAGGAUGACCCAUGUGAGGAACAGAGCAAGAACCUGUCAGGGGAUGACAGCAGUCAGGAGUGGGAGGAAGGGGAGGAGUUUGAGUGUUACCCCCCUGGGAUGAAGGUGCAGGUGAGGUAUGGGCGAGGCCGCAAUCAGAAGAUGUACGAAGCCACUGUGAAAGAGUCAGACCUGGAGGGGGGAGAGGUGCUCUACCUGGUGCACUACUGUGGCUGGAAUGUCAGAUAUGAUGAGUGGAUCAAAGCUGACAAGAUUGUGCGACCAGCUAAUAAGAAUGUUCCCAAAAUAAAGCAUCGAAAAAAAAUAAAGAACAAAGGGGAACGGGAAAGAGAUCGAAUAGAGAGACUAAAUGACAGAGAGGACCUUCCUCUCACAAAAAAUCGCAUGUACAGAUCCUCCAAACCAAGUUCUGAUGUUUUUUCCAAGAUGGAAGAAUGUGGUGAUAAAAGUAACCAGCAGACUCAAGGCAAACCAGUUGAGAUUGCAUCCAAUCUGAAUGGUCUCCAAGUGUCUGAGAGCUCCACAGAUGACAGUGAGCGGGAGGAUGAUGAUGAAGGAGACCAUGAUGAAGAGGUUCUGGCAGAUCGGCCUAGCCUUCGAAGAGAAUGUCCUCAAACACCUCCACAUUGGGAGAGCAAGGGAUCCAAUGAGGGUCUCAAGGCUUCACCGAGUAUAGGCACAGAGGAUCCACCCAACCAAGACAGUCCAGAAAUGGGCAAACGAAAGGGGCAGUUUGAGACUGAGGGGGAGGCCCCCAGUACCCGGAGGAGAAAAGUUGAAGGACUACCUGAGCGCACACCUAAAACCCAAUGCAAAGGAAAAACCAGGAGUAGCAGGGGUGGGGACUGGUUACCCAGCAGUUCCCCUAAGAAGCUAGAAGAGAGAAGCACAGGUCCUGAAGAUGAAGGAGGAACCCAGUCCAGCAGCAGCUCUGAAGAUGAGGGCAGUCCUCCCACAGAACCUCAGGCCAAAGAAGAGCCACGAGUACACCCUAAAACCAAGGGCUCACCCUCUAAGAAGUAUAAUGGGCUGAAAGAUAAGACCAAGGGUGGCAGGUCUUCAGGAUUCUGGGAGAUCCCUGACAAGCGCGCCAAAAUGGCUCCUGGGAUAGAUGAACGGGUUCCUGGCUGCCGUACCAAAGGCCAAAAGGAUGUGUGGUCCAGCAUCCAGGCUCAGUGGCCUAAGAAAACACUGAAAGAGUUGUUUUCAGAUUCAGACACUGAGGCUGCCAACUCUCCUCCGUCAGCAGUACCUGCCAUGGAUGAGCCACGCACUGAGCCCACUCAGAAGUGUGAACCAGCGGAGCAUCCCCAAGAGAGCCAGGAAAAGGGCCAGGAGUAUCCCAGCAGUGGGAGCAACUCCGUCCUUAACACGCCACCCACCACACCUGAGUCUGGUGAGGCCUUGGGUGAGAUGCGCUCAUCCUCACCGCCACCUCAAAGUUCUGCCUUGGCCUCUUGCUCUCCAGCAGUGUCCUCACCAGUGAGACCUCUAAUAGAAGAGAGUGUUGGUGGCCGCAGCGAGUCAGACGGCAGUAUGGUGGAAGUGGACAGUGUAGGCUGUGAUCUUCAAGAGCUGCCUCAGGAAGAGGGGGCAGGAUCCCCCUCCAAAGCCUUUGAUUGCAAUCUGUCCAGCAACAGCAACUGUAGCCUGACGCUCAGCAGCAGUAGUCAGCAAGAGACUGAACAGAAAGUUAAAGCCUCAUCAUCUACUCAAAAGCGGCAAAAAGAGUCCCAAGGAGGUGGAACAUCAAAGAAACACAAGCGAAGUCACAAGACCAUGAGCUUACAUCCCAAAAAGAACCAUAAAUCAGCCAACAGCAGUGACAGUGAGGACCAGUCUAUUUGUGAGAGCACUGCCAAAUCACCAACAUCAAAGAGCAACACAUCUGACAUGAAGGCCAUCAUCCCACCCAAGUGCUCUAACCGGGCACCCCCAUCCCAAAAAUACCACAAACAUGGGGACGCCGAGCACUCACAGCCCAAAGACCAGCACGGGAAUAGCCGAGGUGCUCGUAUCUACAAGUGGAGUUUUCAAAUGUCGGAUUUGGAAAAGAUGAGUAGUCUGGAAAGGAUAGCAUUCCUUCAGGAGAAACUGCAGGAUAUCAGGAAUCACUAUCUCUCGCUGAAAUCUGAAGUGGCCUCAAUUGACAGAAGACGAAAGCGUAUGAAAAAAAAGGAGCGGGAAACAGGUGCAGUGGUGGCUUCAUCCUCCUCCUCAUCCUCACCAUCGUCCAGCUCACUGACUGCAGCAGUCAUGCUUACGCUUGCUGACACAACAGUCUCUGGUUCAUCACAGAACUCUGGAGUCUCAGUGGAGUGUAGGUGACAAGAAGAUACAGGCCCCUCCUGCAGCACAGAGCACUUAACCAGCACCCAGCCGAGCCUCUGUCCUACCCCUCAUACUGUAGGAUCCAAACUCUGAUGGACAGAGUCGCCUCACACAAAGAACCGGGGCACAAAAAUAAACAUAAUAUUUUUUUUUUUUUUUUUUUUAAUGGAAGAAAAAACAAUUUUAAAAACAGAAUACAAAAGAGCCAGGCAACAAGAAGCACUAUUUUCUAUUGACAACUGUUUCCUCUGCAAGCUAAUUGCACUCAAGUGUACUUUUUUCUGAAAAGAUGUAAGGUGUGGAAGAAUGCAUAAAACAAUCUUUUUACAGAAUACCCUUUUUUAAGUUUGAGCAAUAAUUGUGUACAUGUAGAUAUAGAUUAUAUCCUUUCUGUGAAGUGGAAAGUAUUCUAUUACUGCAGUGAUUGAUUGGAGUAACAAUGGCUCAGUUCCAUGCUGUUAUUCCAGGUGUGUGUCUGUCUCCUAACAAGGAGCAAAAUGUCCCUCAGCCCUCUAGAAAUCAGUUUAAUUCAGUGGCCAUAGUCUAUGUCUAAAUGUGUCAGUAACUGGUUCUCAUUAAUUACAUUUUAUGCUGUGCUUUUUAGGAGUGGCAACAGAGUUAUUAACAGAAAGUUCACUGAUGGCCAUUUUGUGGAAUGCUAUUGAUGUAGUGCCUUGAAGGUCUCUUUUAGGCACUUGGUUGGAAUGAUGGAAAGAGACUCAAACUGAAAGCUAAGAUACAACUGGAGAGUUGUAUGCAUGUAUGUUUCACAAUGUGUCCAUAAGUGUUAAUGAUUGACAUGUCAAAGUUAAGAGCAGUGAAAGUUUUUUUUGCAGUAAGCCUGGUUAGUUUAUUAAGCAUGGGUUUGCAGGAAUAAUGUUCUUUGAAUGUUAAUCAAUGACAUUAUUUAACGCUUUUUUUAAAGCCUUAUGAAUGAUAUAUUUAUUGGCUGUUCACCUUAAGCGUUACCCACUUGAGUCUAUACUCAUGCAAAAUUCUCUGAAAUGUACUUGUCUUGUUUAUUAAAGACAGAAGAGGAGUGCAAGAAUGAAAGUCAUUAUGCCAAGGGCUGUUUACUACUAAUGAUGUUUAUAUGAAAAAUAUAAAUGGAGAGGUAGAAUUCAGUAUUUCUAAAGUGAAUCUUAUUAUGAUUGUAGAUUGAUACAUGUAGAGAAUUAAUUACUUUUUCUGGCAGCCAGGACUCUAAAUGUAUUUUACUACUGAAAUAUAUAAGACAAAAACCCUAGUAAGUGGGGUUUCAAAAGUUAAUAUGGCAGUAUUCGGCAGUGCAAUGACAAAAUGGUAGAUUUGUUGGAAAUCACCUGCAGUGACAGAAUCUGCUUUAUUCCAUAUGUAGCGUGCUGUAUACUGAUGUCUUCCCUUUUCUUUUACCACAUCUGCUUUUCACCCUUAAUUUAAAGAAGCUCUUUGCUCAUUUCUUGAUGAAAAAUGUCACUAAAAUGGUGUGGUCCGUGGCUUACAUUUGCAGUCAUAUUCAGUUUAUAUACUGAAAAAAUAAGGACAUUUGCCAACAACUGUUUUAAGACUGAUUGAAAGUAAAUUAUCAUCUAGUUCAUGUUAGUAUCACUGUUUAUUUGUUUUUUUUUGCUGGCUGGAAUAUUAACACUCACAUGUACUACAAGUGGACAGGGAUUUGUUUCUGCUCUGUAGAAAAACUCAUAAUCCAGUCCCUUCUUUUCACAGAUUAAAUCAAAUGUGGUGCUUUGUAAAAUGUUUCAUGACUUUCACUUUAUCUUGAAAUAUUUUCCUUGAACGAGUUUUCACCUCCAAAAAAAAUCAUUGGUUAGGUUUGGCAUUCCCUGACUAGGGAAUGGAAUAGGAUGACAUAAAUGUGUGUUCAUAAUAAUAAUAAAAAGAAAACUGCAUAUGUGUACAAUACUGACAACACCUCCAGUGUUUUCUUUGUAGUUUCCCAAUUGUACCUUAACCUGAAGGUCUGUACCAGUUGGCACUUGUAUGUAACUAUAUGCCUUUGUUAUACAUUUGUAUAUUAAGAGGUGUGUUUUGAGUCAAGCUAUUUAAUAUCUUGCACUGUUGAUAUGUACUUUUCUGUACAGACAGUUUACUGUUUUAACUGUAGUGUCUAUGUACAUUUUUGAAGGUAAAGCAUGUCCUUUUCGUUUUGCUUUUAUGUGGCACACUUAAGUUUUCAUACUUACAUGCUCUUUCAUUCCUGUUUAGUCUUUAUUUUAUUUUGUUUAAACUGUGCUUGUAUUAGACUUUUUUUUAAUGUGAUUUAAAAGUAUUUUCCAAUCUGUACAUGGACUAUAAAGUUUUAUGGAUCCUUAAAGAAAAGAUCUGAGACCAUGUUUGAGAGUGAGAAUGUGGCAAAGCUCUUAUCAUAUUUAUUAGGUUCAUCAGAGGAUGGAAAUUGUGUAAUUUAUUGUACAAAUGUAAGCAUAAAAUCCUCCGUUUUAAAUAAAUGCCAUAGUUUGUGAGUUCUAA